This is a messenger RNA of Globicephala melas (long-finned pilot whale), 1083 nucleotides long. RefSeq names its product aurora kinase B (gene AURKB). Gene Ontology annotation, molecular function: protein kinase activity; ATP binding. NCBI's taxonomy places the organism in Eukaryota, Metazoa, Chordata, Mammalia, Artiodactyla, Delphinidae. Gene Ontology annotation, cellular component: kinetochore; spindle midzone; chromosome passenger complex. Gene Ontology annotation, biological process: protein phosphorylation; regulation of cytokinesis; mitotic spindle organization. The record is from RefSeq and is a predicted model, not a curated record.
AUGGGCGGCGCGGUCAGCCAAUGGGGCCAGGGCGGGAGAUUUGAAAGGACCUCUGCGUGGGCGCGGCCGGGAAGGUUCAGUUGUUUCCCAGCCGCCAGGGAGGUGGCUGUGCCGCCGGCUCCAGUUCCCUCCCCUUUCCCUUCUAAGGAUGGCCCAGAAGGAGAACGCCUACCCCUGGCCCUACGGCAGGCAGACGCUGCCCCUCUCCAGAAGGUGGUGGAGAACAACAGUCGGACCCCAAACUUCUCAAUCAGGCGUUCCUUCACAAUCGACGACUUUGAGAUUGGGCGUCCUCUGGGCAAAGGCAAGUUUGGAAAUGUGUACUUGGCUCGGGAGAAGAAAAGCCAUUUCAUCGUGGCGCUCAAAGUCCUCUUCAAGUCUCAGAUAGAGAAGGAGGGUGUGGAGCACCAGCUGCGCAGGGAGAUCGAAAUCCAGGCCCAUCUGCAGCAUCCCAACAUCUUGCGUCUCUACAACUAUUUCUAUGACCGGCGAAGGAUCUACUUGAUUCUGGAGUAUGCCCCCCGGGGGGAGCUCUACAAGGAGCUGCAGAAAAGCCACACUUUUGACGAGCAGCGAACAGCCACGAUUAUGGAGGAGCUGGCGGAUGCUCUGAUAUACUGCCACGGGAAGAAAGUGAUUCACAGAGACAUAAAGCCGGAGAAUCUGCUCUUGGGGCUCCAGGGAGAGCUGAAGAUUGCUGACUUCGGCUGGUCUGUGCACGCCCCCUCCCUGAGGAGGAAGACAAUGUGUGGCACCCUGGACUACCUGCCCCCAGAGAUGAUCGAGGGGCGCACGCACAACGAGAAGGUGGAUCUGUGGUGCAUCGGAGUGCUCUGCUACGAGCUGCUUGUGGGAAACCCCCCCUUCGAGAGCGCUUCCCACAACGAGACGUAUCGGCGCAUCGUCAAGGUGGACCUGAAGAUCCCCCCUUCCAUGCCUGCAGGAGCCCAGGACCUUAUCUCCAAGCUGCUCAAGCAUAACCCCUCAGAACGCCUGCCACUGGCUCAGGUCGCAGCCCACCCUUGGGUCCGGGCCCACUCCCGGAGGGUGCUGCCCCCCUCUGCCCUUCAGUCUGUCCCCUGA